UGAAAAGUUAGGAGGAAUAAGUACUUAUCAGAUCAUCAUAGUCGUAGCUGUAAGUGUUCUUCCGUUUGGAACUUCAUUCAUGGCCCAGUCAUCGGUAUUUUUUAGUGCAGUGCCGUAUUACAGGUGCUCGGUACCACCUUUGGAUGAUCCUCGAGUAUAUCCUAAUUUAACUGAAGAAAACAUAACAAAUCUAUUGAUACCGCCUGGGGAGCAGUGUUUUAGAUACGAUUACAAUUUAUCAACAUGUACUGGCGAUGGAGAUUUGUCGUGCUUGGAUAAUCCAGACCCAGGGAAAAUACAAUGUGAUAAUGGAUAUACAUACGACGAUACUUAUUAUGAAGAAACCACAGUUUCGGAAUGGGAUCUUGUUUGUGGGAGGACAACGCUAGACUCUGUUGCAAUUGCAAUGUAUUAUUUCGGUGUUAUGAUUGGUGCCUUUCUUGCUGGACCACUUCUUGACUGGUUUGGAAGAAAGGUGUCUAUGCUGAUUUUUGCAUUCAUUAUACUUAUUAAUGCAAUCGUGACUGCCUUUUCACCGUCCUACGGAGUCUACAUCGGCAUGAGAACGCUUACUGCAAUCGGAAAUUCUGCAUAUCUUUGCUACUUUACAUAUGUCAGCGAAAUGGUAGACAAGAAAUCAAGAACACCAACAACAGUAGGGGCAAUGCAGAUAUCAGCACUCGCCCAUACCUGUCUGCCUGGUUUUGCAUAUUUUCUGCGAGACUGGAGAAAAUUAUGUCUUUGCCUUGCGCUCAUAAAUGUGUCCUACAUUUUUGUAUAUUUCUUCAUACCUAGAUCUUGCAGGUGGUUAUUGACAAAUAAUAAGGCUGAAGAAGCCAAGAUAACAGUACAAAGAAUUGCCAGAUGUAACAAAAUUGAAUUUAAUGACGACGAUUGGAACCUUGUAGUGAAGACAGAAAAAGAAAUACUCCAAAUGUCUCAAAAGAAAAAGAAAUAUUUCAUGUAUGACUUAUACCGACCAACAAUGAUGCGUUUUGUAUCUAUAAAUAUUAUCUAUUUAUGGUUUGUUGUUGCCAUGAUAUUCUACGGAUUAACACUCAAUGUCAGAACGUUAGUAGGCGAUCCAUACGUUAACGCAGCCAUAAAUGCACUGGUUGAAUUUGUUGGAUAUUUCGUGUUCUAUGCAUUUGCUGGGCCGGUUGGAAUGCGAAUAACGUCGAGUAUUUCAUACUUUCUUGGAGGAAUGUGUUGUAUAACGACAAUGUUACUUUUGCAAUUUGCAAAUGGCAAUCAAGCAAUGCUAGAAGCCAGUAGAUGGGUGGCAAUUUUAGGAAAAUUGUUCGCAAGUACAUCUUUUGCUGUUGUUUAUCAGUACACCGCUGAACUUUAUCCAACAGUUGUCAGAGGAACGGGCUUGGCAAUGGGAUCCAUGGCAGGAAGACUGGGCCCUAUCAUAAUGCCUUUUACAUUGCAACUUCAACAGACAAUUCCUUGGCUUACACAGACAAUAUUUGGCACCCUCGCAAUCAUUGCUGGUGCAACGUCUCUGCUGCUUCCCGACACUACAAAUUCCGAUUUGAUGACUUCAGUGGAUCAGGCUGAAAAUUUUUAUCGUGAUAAUAUGAAGAUAACUGCAAGGUUAUUCGGUGCGACCGCCGAGUAUCAAAGCAAAACUGAUUCUACGACCAGUGGAACCAAAUCCGAUGAUUACAAUGAAUGCGAAAUAAAAUGUGAUGAUGGAAAGGUCUACAUUAAUUCAUAUAAACUUUAAUUCGAAGAAACAACGUCAAUUUUUGACUGAAGUACGGCUUUGUUUCAUCGCAUUAUAUUAUUAACUUUUAAAUUAAAUUCUAAAAUUUUCGCACAAGGAAACCAACAGAAGUUUAUUUCAACUUGAAACUCAAAAUUGCAAUAUCAAUUAGGGUUCAUAAGUAUUGAUAAUCAUCGCAUAUGGUAUAUACAAGUGAAAAUGGUGAAAUAAUUCCUAGAAAGCAUUGCAUAUUUUCUUUUACUCCAUGAUUGUUAAUUAUUCAAAAAUUUUCAUAU
Messenger RNA from Styela clava, 2007 nucleotides. RefSeq names its product solute carrier family 22 member 21-like. Lineage: Eukaryota; Metazoa; Chordata; Ascidiacea; Stolidobranchia; Styelidae. The record is from RefSeq and is a predicted model, not a curated record. Gene Ontology annotation, molecular function: transmembrane transporter activity. Gene Ontology annotation, biological process: transmembrane transport. Gene Ontology annotation, cellular component: membrane.